UCUGCAAGUUUGAUUUGAUUUCUCACAAUUUCGAGACGUUUCAUGCGUAUACAACACAUUUCACGCUAGAUAAGAGUGUCAUACAAUAUGGCUACUCACUCUGAAGGUUCCCGGAGGUCGAAAUCUGCGUCUCUCAGUGAUUUGUACAAUUUCGAAGAGGCUCGCUUUGAAGGCAGUCAGUAUAUACUCACUAGUCCGAGAUCUUUGGAGGCUUGUUCUCGGAUGAAGAUAAAGCCUGUUGAGUUACUUCACAAACCACUUUCAGAGUUUGAGACAGAGUUAAAGUCAUUAGGAUUGUCACACACUGCUAUGUUUGCUGCCUAUCAGAAGUAUGAGCGACAAAGACUUGAUAAGCUACAACGAGCUAGAGAUGAGAGACAGAAAGUAAUGCAGGAAAAAGAGAGGAAGCAAGCUGCAUUGGAUGUUCGUGGCACAUCUAGAAUGACGGUCACAACUGCGGAGAAGCCUGGUGUCAUUCCACAUGAAAACAAACAGACAACCCAACACAUCACACCCAAAUCUACAGUUUCAAAACCAAGUGUGACACCAAACACAUUUCCUGGUGUGUCAUCUAGACCAAGAGAUCUGGAGCUAGUUGGACAAAGCAUCCACAUACAUUCAGGACGAUCACAGAGCUCUCACUCUAAGUUAAACGAAAUGAAGCCUCACAACAUGCAGGGAUACACAACAGAGGACAAACAAGGUCCAUCGAAGUCUAAACCAUUCUCAGUUACUUCAAAGGCUCAAAGACUGAGACCAAAGUCUGAGAAGGGUAAAAGGGAGAGACCCAGGAUGGCGACUAACGGGAUGGCAUGGGGUGUUAGUAGUGUGGAUGCCGAUGUUGGUGUGUCCGUAAGAAAAUCGAAGUCCGAAGAGUGGCAAAAGGUAGCAGGAAAGUCAUUCAGCGACUUGACUUUGAAUGACCUGCCAGCAAAGGAUCGUCGUAUAUUAGAACUGAUGAUUGCUCGUCGAGAAGAGGAGCAGAUACUUGCUGAGAAGAAGAAUGCUUUUUCGCUCGAAUGUAGCAAAGAAAUGCUUCAUGCAAAACAAGAGCAGGAAAUUUCUGAUCGAAAAUACAGAGAAGAAUUAGAGAGACUCAAAAGACAAGCAAGAGAGAGACGGGAAAAAGAAAGACUAAGGAAAGAGGCUGAAGAGCGUGAUGAAGUUGAGAUGCGAACAGUGGGAAUUGAAAGAGAAAGUCAAGGCUGGCAAGAAAGGGCAGCUAGAAUAGAACAAGAGAGAUUGCAGAGGAUUGAAAUGAAGAAGCUGGAGGACAGUCAGAAGAAACGAAUUCAGGAAACUCGAUUGCAAGAGAAAGAGAAGGAAGACGAGAUACUUCGCUCGGCAACAGAACAGAGAUUAGAGGAAGACCUCAAACGAGCACAACAAGUGAGGCAAGAGAGAGAGGAUGAAAAGAAGUUGCAAGUACAAGUUAAGAAUAUGACGAAGAGGCACGAGUAUGAACAACGACGGGCUGCAGUUGAGCAACAGUGCAGUGAUGAAGUCGACUACAAGAAGUCUGUGCUGGAGGUGAAACACGCACGAGCUGCAGAUCAAGUGCAACAAAGUUUAGCUCAACGGGACGAGACGAUUAGAAUAAAUCGACUAAAGAGGAUGCAGAGAGAACAUGUGAGACAAGCUGCAGUUGGACAGAUGGAAGAAGAACUGGAUGUAUGGAGACAGGGAAUAAGCGCAUGCCAACAAGAGGCUCUGGAAAAGGCCAGAGUUAUCGCCACAGAGAAGGUCACAGAAAAGAGUAGAUCUGCACAAGCAAAACGACUUAUAAAGGACCACGAGCACAAACAGAACCUUCUGAAGGUGCGGGAGGAGGAAGAAGAGUGGAGAAAGCAGACUGAGUGUGAAGUUUGGACGAGAGAAUUAAGAACGGAGGCGAUACUUGCCGAAAAGGAUCUGCAGAUACAACAGUCUCGGCAAGUGGCGCGAGCGACUGAAUACAUGCGAAGUAAAGUCACUGGAGAAGGUAGACCAAUUGAAAAGAUGCCUUUCGAAUCAAGAAGACUUGGAACAACGCAGAGUAAACAUCACACUAGAGACUCAUCAAACCUUUUAUUGGGCUAGGUUGUUUGUGUUUGUUUGCAUGAACCAAGUAGCACAGUAACUUUAUUUUAGUAGAUGUCGUAAAUCAUGAAAUAGUUCAUUUUAAUUAUGUUGAA
Corticium candelabrum is the source of this 2174-nucleotide messenger RNA. RefSeq names its product coiled-coil domain-containing protein 177-like. The transcript has 17 exons. The record is from RefSeq and is a predicted model, not a curated record. The coding region runs from base 88 to 2079 and encodes 663 amino acids. Lineage: Eukaryota; Metazoa; Porifera; Homoscleromorpha; Homosclerophorida; Plakinidae.